AUGGGAGACAAGAAAGGUGCAGUUAUGAACUUCAUGUCUGCUUUUCAUGGGGGACAAAUCAGCCUGGAUCCGAUUAAUGUGAUCACAUAUGGUGUUGAUACCAAAGAAGCCGGCGGCGAGACUGUAGAGGGUGAGAUUCCGAAGCUUAUAAACAUCAAACAGACAGGUUUCAUCAAGGGGAGAUCCAUCGCUGAUACCUUCAUAUACGCUUUGGAACUGGUACAAGUUUGUCACAAGAGAAAGAAACCCGCAUUAGUUCUGAAACUGGACUUUGCCAAGGCCUUUGACACAGUGAACUGGGAUGGUUUGUUCAGUAUCCUAUCCGCGAGGGGCUUCCCAGACAAAUGGAAUCAGUGGAUCAGCUCUCUCCUAACCUCCUCGAAAUCCGCAGUGCUAGUCAAUGGAUGUCCGGGGCCUUGGAUCACAUGCAAGAGAGGCCUUCGUCAGGGUGAUCCUAUUUCGCCUUACCUGUUCUUUCUAGUUGCAGAGACUCUUCAGGGUAUGAUUGCUAGAUGCUCUGAGAUCAAACACCCAUCGGAAGAUGGCUUACCAUGUACAGUGCUACAAUAUGCUGAUGACACGUUAAUCAUCCUUCAAGGCAACACCACUGGGGUGGCUGCACUGAAGAACAUUCUUGAUGAUUUUGCAUCUUUCUCUGGCUUACAUAUAAAUUAUUGCAAGAGCACGUUGGUGCCAAUUCAUAUGACUGACAAUAUAACCCAGGAAUGCGUUCAGGUUCUGGGUUGCAGGCAAGAAUCCUUCCCACAGCCUUAUCUGGGGCUGGCACUGUCGGUGCACAAGCUCCCACUGUCAGCAUACACGCCUUGUAUCAAGAAGACUGAUACAUAUCUUAGUACAUGGCAAGCAACCUUACUGAACCCUAUGGGUAGAGCUGUGAUGGUUAACUCGGUUCUGGAUUCUCAACUGGUCUACUUCAUGAGCUCACUACAGUUGCCUCCAUCAGUGAUUGAUCAACUUGACAGGAGAAGACGUGCCUUUCUGUGGAGUGCAGACAAAACAUGA
This is a messenger RNA of Miscanthus lutarioriparius, 1023 nucleotides long. The record is from the annotation of a GenBank genome assembly. Lineage: Eukaryota; Viridiplantae; Streptophyta; Magnoliopsida; Poales; Poaceae.